This is a messenger RNA of Corticium candelabrum, 992 nucleotides long. Its product is annotated as LDLR chaperone boca-like. The record is from RefSeq and is a predicted model, not a curated record. The transcript has 2 exons. Gene Ontology annotation, biological process: protein folding. NCBI's taxonomy places the organism in Eukaryota, Metazoa, Porifera, Homoscleromorpha, Homosclerophorida, Plakinidae. Bases 1 to 636 code for a protein of 211 amino acids.
AUGAAGAACGCGUUGCUGUUGUCACCGCUCUACGUAAGCGGAGGUGACGACAACUCAGCAGAAUCUGCCAAGAAGAAGAAAAAGAAACACAUCCGGGACUACACAGAUGCAGAAAUGGAGGAGUUGUUGGGAGGCAGAAAUUUACCAUGUUGUGAGGUCGUAAAGCUUGCCACGCAAGUCUCUAGUGGCAUGAUUUGUAGCAACACGUGCUGGAGUAAUGAAGAGGACAAGGAUCCAGACGAUUAUGCAUGGAAGAAACCCAAACAACCAAACGUCAUGUUCGACCCUUCGAAGCCCAUCGACAACGUCGAGGAUCUCCUCAAACAAUCAAAGAAAGGACAAGUUCUCAUGUUGUUCGUCCAAGUCGCAGGCGAUGUGACCAAACCACAAGCAGAGAAGCUCACCGGCCAAUGGCAAUUGUCUCUAUUCAACGGAAACAUUCAGAUCCAGAGAUACAUGAUAGACGACACGAAAGCCAUCUUUCUACUCGAAGACGGCAGUUUGGCUUGGGACGUAAAAGACUAUCUCAUUCAACAACCCGAGUGUCGAAGUGUGGAAAUCGAGCAAAAGACGUAUUGGGGCAAGGGGCAAGACAAGCAGAUAAAGAUGCAGAGGACAAGAAAAGUGACGAGAUAAAGAAAAAGGCGGCACAAACAGCCGUACCGAAGCCAACAGAAGAGAAACCAAACGAACAGAGAACGAGCGAAAAGAGGGCGGGGUCUAGUGGAAGUCAACAUAGCAAGGAUGAUCUAUAGUGAGGGAUGUGCUGUAUUGAGUGAGAGGAACUGAGUGUAAUAUUUUUACGAUGGAAAGUUUCGAACCAUCACAGACUCAUGAUCAACACCGGUUGUGUACAUCAAAUCAACUCCAUCGUCACUGAUCAUGAACAGCUGUAGGUUAUUCUUGCAUUGCAUUGCAAGAGAUUUCCUAAUUAAUUAAAAACUGUUUUCAAUAGGUAUUGCACUAAAACGUUUAACUGAUUAUUAGUAUAA